UUUUGUUCCUGAUAGUUUAACUAUGAGCUAAUUUAUUGUUAUGCUGUAUAUAUUCAUAUGAUAAUGUAUAUGUUUUUUCUGGUUUUUAGCAUGCCUCGACGAGGAUCCAUGUUAGAUUCUAGGAGUGAUAGGUCCACUUCAAGGAGUGACAGCUCCACUUCAUCCAAAUCAUUUCAAACUACAUCAAGGCAUAAUAACAAAGGAUCCACAUUUCAUCAACCUGUGUAUCAAAACGCAAAUGAGUAUUAUAUACCUACUUUGGGGAGUACACAUCAUCCUCAACAUGAUUAUGGGAGGGUUGAAGCAUAUCAAUAUUGUGAGGGCUUUCGCUUCCAAGAUUUGCUUCAAACUCAAGGAGGUUUCCCUCGAGAUAACCAACUUGUUUAUGGAGGACAUAAUUCAUAUAGGAGUUAUGGGAGAGUUGAUAGUGAUGAUGGUGAUGAUGAUGAUGUGAACAUUAGAGAUGAAGAUGAGGGAGACGGUAGUAAUGAGAGAGGUGUAUGUGAUGAGGAUCCAGAUGGUGUGUCAUCAAACCACGGUUCAACAUCUUCUCCAUACAAUUAUGAUCAAAAUGUUAAAAGGAAGGGGUUUGACACACCAAUAGAUCCAAUUACAAGAAAAAAAAAGCUUUGUUUGUAUGGAACAACAGAGUUCAAUAACGCAUCGUGUGGACGUGCAAUCGGAGAUAUUUUGAGGUCCAAUUUUAAAGGAGCAUGACACUCUUGGGAAAAAGUAGAUUCAAUGUGCAGGGAUGAACUCUUUAAAGAGUUUAAGGUAAGAACCAACACUAAUUGCCAUAUUCUUUUCAAUUUUGAUCACUUUAAUAUAGCAUUAUGAAAAUUAUGAACUGAAUAGCUAUAGAAGUGUGCUAGUAAUUGUCUUGUUAUUUGUAACCAUAAAUUAUUAACUGAAUAGCAUGUACUGAUUUGUGUUCUAAUUUGUUCUUAUUUCUUGUUUACUCUUUAAUUUCAUUUAAUUUCUUUAGUUAUUACAUCAUCUUGCAAAUUCGGAACAAGAUAACACAAUAUGAUUAAUUAUUUAUAUAAUUUGA
This is a messenger RNA of Populus trichocarpa (black cottonwood), 1051 nucleotides long. RefSeq lists its product as uncharacterized. Lineage: Eukaryota; Viridiplantae; Streptophyta; Magnoliopsida; Malpighiales; Salicaceae. Bases 58 to 717 code for a protein of 219 amino acids. The record is from RefSeq and is a predicted model, not a curated record. The transcript is spliced from 2 exons.